AGACACACACACCUCCUGCAAGACGUGUGGCUCCUCGUCAGAUUCCACACCUUCUUGUCAGAUUUAUCACUUGCGGCGGAGGAGAAACAGACGCAACUUUUCCUCCUGCGCGGAGCUCCGGGAGGAGGAGGGACGCAGCGCGCAGCGCGCAGCCGAGGACAGGCGGCCGAUGAGCGGGGAGCUGCGUGGAUGGAGCGACCCCGUGUCUUCACUCCGAGCAUUUCACACCAGAAAUCUGCUCAGCUUCAAACCAGCUUUAUCAAUCCACUUUUUUCCCCCUUUAUCCUGCUGCUGCUGAAAGUGGCGUAACCUCCAAUGACUGCUGGUGAGGAUGUUUUUUUUUUUCUCCCCCAAGGAAGAAUCAGCCAAUUCAACUCAGCAUCAUCACAUAGACGACUUGGUUGAGGAAGAGAUCCUUGGUGUCAUGUACCAAAAGGCAUCACCGUCUUCAACCUAAAUUGCUGGAUCAGUUUGUCUUAAACAAGUAUAGCUCAACAAGCAUCGCAGUGUGUGCUUUAAGAUGGGGGAUGCCAACAUCAGCCAUUUGCUAGCUGCGUCUACAGAGAUGCAUGACGGACCUCCAGAGAGUCCGCUGGAUCACUACAUGGACGGUUAUGAUAUGGACUACGGCAUCCCCCCUGACGAGAUCCCCGACACCACCCAGGGCCAGGCCUUCUUUGUGGCUACCAUUGUUAUCGGUGUGGUCCUCGUCUGCAUUAUGCUGGUGUGCGGGCUAGGAAACUUCAUAUUCAUUGCCACGCUGAUGCGAUACAAAAAGCUCCGCAACCUCACUAACCUGCUCAUAGCUAAUCUGGCCAUCUCAGACUUCAUUGUCGCAGUGGUGUGCUGCCCGUUCCUGGUGGACUACUAUGUGGUAAAAAAGCUUUCCUGGGAUCAUGGAUUGGUGCUGUGUGCCUCUGUGAACUAUCUGCAGACUGUGUCGCUCUAUGUGUCCACAAACGCACUGCUUGCCAUUGCUGUUGACAGGUACAUGGCGAUUGUCCACCCUCUGAGGCCUCGUAUGAAAUAUCAAACUGCCUACUGCCUGAUUACUGGGGUCUGGAUUGUUUCUAUUCUGAUAUCGGUUCCCUCUGCUUACUUUUCCUCUGAGACCAUGUACCCUCAUGGCAGCAGCAACCCGAAAACUCACAAGGUCUUCUGCGCCCAGAUAUGGCCCGUGGACCAGCAGGUUUACUACCGUUCCUACUUCCUGUUUAUUUUCGCCGUGGAGUUCGUCGGGCCUGUGAUUGUCAUGGCGAUGUGUUAUGCCCAAAUUUCCCGUGAGCUCUGGUUCAAAAACGUCCCGGGUUUCCAGACGGAGCAGAUACGGAAGAGGCUGCGCUGUCGCCGCAAGACAGUGAUGGUUCUGAUUAUGAUAAUGACGGCGUACAUCCUGUGCUGGGCACCGUACUACGGCUUCACGAUACUGCGAGAUUUCCACCCAACGCUGAUUUCCCGGCAGAAGAACUCUCUGGUUGCCUUCUACAUCAUCGAGUGCAUUGCCAUGAGCAACAGCAUGAUAAACACUUUCUGUUUCGUGAGCGUCAAGAACAACACUGUGAAGUACCUGAAGAAGAUUGUCUUGCUACGCUGGAGGUCAACAUAUGCCCCCAAUAAGACAGUGGAUGAGAUGGAUAUGAGGACCUCCUCCAUGCCGGUAACAGAAGAAAUUGAAUGUAUCCACUUGAGGUGAAGAGAAAAAACAUCAUCACACAUAAUCACACGGAUUUCGAGAAAGUCACAGGAAAAAAUACAACGACAAAACGUACAGCUGAUGGUCAUGCUCUGUAAUAUAUAUAAUGAUGAAUGAUCGAUGAUGAAGGCUUUCAGUUGGUCGAAGCACAAGUUGCAAGUCAGAGAUUGUAACCUGAUGAGUGGUGUAACAUAAUUGCAAAGAGUUUCUCCGUGUUAUGAGAAUGUGAUUCGUACAGUGCCUGUAAAAUGUGCGUUGUGAAAUACUGUAGCAUUUGUAUGACUUGUGAAUAAUAGCUAGCACUGCCCUUACUGAUUGAUCUGUUGUGCUCAUUUUGGUAUUGUUUGUGUUUGCAAGUGAAAGUAAGUCUCUGUAGGAACUCAAAUUUCAACUUUUGUGUAAUUUUUUCACUCUGUGCCUCGAAGUAUUUCGCUUUGGGAUUGGGUAUUUUCCAAAACUUGUUCCCCUAAAAAAAAAAAACAUACCCCAAUGUCCUAUGAAUGUAUUUAUUGUUAAAUGUUUGUUUUUGUUCAAUUUUCUCCAAAAGAAUCAAAUUAUUGCAUGCUUUCCUUGUAGUACACAGUUUAUGUGUUUCUGGUAAU
This is a messenger RNA of Salarias fasciatus (jewelled blenny), 2295 nucleotides long. RefSeq names its product prokineticin receptor 1b (gene prokr1b). Gene Ontology annotation, biological process: neuropeptide signaling pathway. The record is from RefSeq and is a predicted model, not a curated record. The coding region runs from base 521 to 1693 and encodes 390 amino acids. Gene Ontology annotation, cellular component: plasma membrane. NCBI's taxonomy places the organism in Eukaryota, Metazoa, Chordata, Actinopteri, Blenniiformes, Blenniidae. Gene Ontology annotation, molecular function: neuropeptide Y receptor activity. The transcript is spliced from 3 exons.